AUGACAAAAAUGUCAAUUCUGAUGAUAGUAACCCUGAUGACCCUGGCACCAACCUGUAGGAGCAGCCUGGAGGGCCCACUGCCUAAAGGUCAACUAUACCUCACACUGUUUGGAAACCCUUGUGAUUGCAAAGGCGGCGUGUUUACAGAUGAUCCAUACUCUGGUGGUAAGACUGUUACUCAGCAGGUGAGUUGUGGACAAAAGACAGCAUUCCUCACCCAAUUUGCCUCCAGCUCAACCCAAGUUUGGAGAUGUAAAGCUGAACCCAGACCCAUCCCAAGACAAAAAGAUGGUAAACCUGGGCCUUGUCCUUCAACAUGUUCUUCUUAUCAAUAUGAAAUGCAUUCCAGUUGCUAUGACAACUAUCAGGAAUGCACAAGGCCCAAAAAUAUUACCUAUUUCACUGCUACCCUAUCAAAACCUUAUGCUGGAACCUUCAGAGGUGACUGGGCUAGAGCCCUGCAGGCCUUUGGGUUACAUACAUAUGCCCAGGCCUCUUGUAAAGGAACCCCUGGCCAGUUGGUAUGCUGGCACAAAAGUCCCCUUGUCCAUGUUUCAGAUGGGGGCGGCCCUCAAGACCAAAUCAGAGAAUUAUUGGUCCAGAAAAGGAUCCAAGAGAUCAUAGACCAAUUAUUCCCAAAGAUUCGAUACCAUCCCUUAAUACUUCCUAAAUCUAGAAAUAUAGACUUGGAUCAAUACACAUCAGAUAUUUUGAUAGCUACCCAUAAGGCUCUCAAUGCCUCCAACCCCGAGCUGGCUAAAGACUGCUGGCUAUGCAUGGUCUCUGGCACUCCCAUGCCCAUUGCUAUUCCAUCCAAUUCUAACUCCCCUUCUAUAAAACCUGGCAAUUGCUCCUUCAGUUUGCCUUUCAGAGUUCAACAUUUGGGUUUCAAAAAUCCCUCCUGCGUUCAAGGAAAAUUUAACAAUGACACAUCUGACGUUGAUGUUGGCUUUGUUACAUUUACUGUCUGUAGACAUAUAACCAAUUAUAGCUCACCCCUCUCCCCGCCAAAAGGACAAGUUUUCGUUUGUGGAGGAAAUAUAGCUCUAACCUUCCUCCCUACCAAUUGGACAGGACUAUGUGUGAUGGCCACCUUAUUACCUGACAUAGAUAUCAUACCAGGAGAUGAACCUGUUCCCAUCCCUACCUUUGACUAUAUCACAGGCUGAUCUAAAAGAGCAGUUCAAUUUAUCCCUCUGUUGGUAGGCCUAGGCAUCUCCGGAGCCUUAGCUACAGGAUCAACAGGAAUGGGAAUUGCGAUACACUCUCAUAUUAAACUUGAUGACAUCCAAACCCUGUCUAGUACUAUUCAGGAUGUUCAAGAUAAAUUAGAUUCUCUUGUGGAGGUAGUCCUCCAAAAUAGAAGAGGGUUAGAUCUCCUCACAGCAGAACAGGGAGGGAUCUGCUUGGCUUUACAGGAACAUUGCUGCUUCUAUGCAAACAAAUCCAGGAUCAUCCAAGACAAAAUCAAAAAACUUCAAGAGGACCUGGUAAAAAGAAAGGAGCUAUUUGACAAUCCCUUUUGGAGUGCCUGGAAUGGGAUAUUGCCCUACCUCCUCCCCUUACUCAGGCCCCUCACAGGGUUCCUAGUUAUACUAUCUCCGGGACCCUGCCUCUUUAACAGGCUAAUGGCCUUUGUUAGACAACAGAUUAAUACCAUAAAACUACAACCCCUACAGGUCCAUUACCAUAGACUUGAAAUGACUGAUAUAGAAAGCUACUCAAAUUGUAACAGAUAUGCACAUGAUGUCACUGAGCCUUAAGUGUCUUGGCUUUCUCACCUUGGUGCG
Molecule: messenger RNA, 1791 nt
Organism: Octodon degus (degu)
Lineage: Eukaryota; Metazoa; Chordata; Mammalia; Rodentia; Octodontidae
Product: syncytin-1-like
Source: RefSeq, a predicted model, not a curated record